Molecule: messenger RNA, 1648 nt
Organism: Selaginella moellendorffii
Lineage: Eukaryota; Viridiplantae; Streptophyta; Lycopodiopsida; Selaginellales; Selaginellaceae
Product: serine--glyoxylate aminotransferase
Exons: 8
Coding region: 376-1581 (401 amino acids)
Cellular component (GO): peroxisome
Molecular function (GO): L-serine:pyruvate transaminase activity; L-alanine:glyoxylate transaminase activity
Source: RefSeq, a predicted model, not a curated record
AGAAUUGGAGGAGAAAGAGGAGGAGGGCGGAACAACAGUUCGCACAGCUUGAGCAGCGUCAAGUUGUGACACGAUCGAAACGAUGACGACGACAAGAACAAAAGGAAAUGCUUGUGAAGUUUUUUCCUUGGCUCGAGGAAAAAAUGGCAACUUGGAGUCGGAGGAGCUUGGACAUUUUCUUGAGAGGAUCACCUGGUUCGUGUGCUCCUCGUAUUUUUCUGCUGGCACUUCCGGAUGAUGUCGAUUUGUCAUCGCCUCUGGAACAUCUAAACUGAUCUUUGGAGAAACACGUCGAUCCUUUCUUACCACUAAUCUAAAGCCAUUACUUCACGAUAGAGCUCCGGUGGGAGAGCCCCGCCGAAGAGGAGAGUCGAGAUGGAGUACUUCCCCGCGCCUGGCAGGAAUCAUCUCUUCGUUCCAGGGCCGACCAAUGUCCCCGAGAAGGUAAUUCAAGCAUUUAGUAGGGGGAACGAGGAUCAUCGCUCUCCAGCGUUUGCUACGCUCUCCAAAUCCGUGCUGGACGGUGUCAAGGAUCUGUUUAAGACCAAGACUGCCACUUCGUUCAUCUUUCCAACAACAGGAACUGGAGCUUGGGAGAGUGCACUGACCAACACAUUAUCACCUGGAGAUAAGAUUGUCUCGUUCCGUCUGGGACAGUUUAGCCUGCUCUGGAUCGAUCAAAUGCAGCGCCUCAAGUUUAACGUGGACGUAGUGGACUGCGAGUGGGGAGCUGGAGCCGACCUUAACAUCCUCAACGCUAAGUUGGCCAUGGAUUAUAAUCACGAGAUCAAAGCUAUAUGUAUCGUCCACAAUGAAACUUCUACCGGAGUUACCAAUAGCAUCCCAUCGAUACGAGCACUCCUCGAUAAGCAUAAGCAUCCGGCAUUGCUGCUGGUGGACGGAGUUUCAUCGAUUGGAGCAAUCGAGUUUAAGAUGGACGAGUGGGGAGUGGACGUUGCCUUGACGGGGUCCCAAAAGGCUCUGGGACUUCCAACGGGAUUGGGAAUAGUUUGUGCCGGACCAAAAGCUCUCGAGGCAGCCAAGACGGCCACCUCUCCCCGAGUGUUCUUCGACUGGGCCGACUACCUCAAGUUUUACAAGCUCGGCUCCUACUGGCCUUACACUCCCUCGAGCCAGAUGCUCUACGCUCUUCGAGCCUCUCUCGACUUGAUCUUCGAGGAGGGCCUGGACAACGUUAUCAAGAGGCACGCCAGGCUUGGAGAAGCCACAAGGCUAGCGGUGGCAGCGUGGGGACUGAAGCUGUGCACUAAACGUCCCGAGUGGAACAGUGACACCGUAACAGCAGUGGUGGUACCACCUUAUAUCAACAGCUUAGACGUGGUGAAGAUGGCAUGGAAAAAGUAUAACUUGAGCUUGGGAGUGGGACUCAACAAAGUGGCAGGCAAGGUUUUCAGGAUUGGGCACCUGGGUUUCGUAAACGAGUUGCAACUGCUGGGAGCCUUAAGUGGGGUGGAGAUGAUCCUCAAAGACAUUGGAUACCCGGUUGUGCUCGGAAGUGGAGUCGCCGCUGCUGCCGCUCACCUCCAGAAAAAGACCCCACUUAUCUCGUCCAGGUUGUGAAUGAACGAAAGUGAUUGUGGCAAAAGAAAAGAUCUUUCUAUUUAUUAUCUCUUCUUUGUUCUUCUUC